AUGGCCUUUGACUCCUACACCGCAUACGAGGUGCACUACAACAGCCUCCACACGAAUCGCUGCCUGCAAUGCCGCAAGAACUUCCCCAGCCAGCAUCUUCUCGGUAUACAUAUUGAAGAGAUGCACGAUCCCAUCGUCAGAGUCCGCCGAGAUCAAGGCGCCCAUACCUUUUCUUGCUUUGUCGAGGAUUGCCCUAGGCAGUGCCUGACCCCUCAGAAGCGUCGCCUGCACUUGAUUGACAAGCACAUGUACCCAAAGAACUUCUUCUUCGCCGUGACCCGGGACGGCAUCGACGGGCGCCGAUCUCUUCUCGUUGAUGGCGGCGGUGGCGGGCGCGGCGGUCACCGGCGACGCAGCUCCUCGGCGGCUUCGCAAGCCAAAGGGGCGACGCAACGACGCGGGGUUACCCAAGCAGCAGACACGGCGGAGCAGCCCUCGGGGUCCCAAGCGCAAGGGAAGCAAGCGGCCCCGACAGCCGCCGUCGAUCCCGAUGUCGACGCCAUCACCGGUAGCAUGGCAUCAUUGCGCUUCGUUCCGGCCGCCGUCAAGUUUGGCACCAGAAAUCGGCGUGGGUUCGCCAAACAGUGA
Cordyceps fumosorosea ARSEF 2679 is the source of this 588-nucleotide messenger RNA. RefSeq names its product C2H2 type zinc finger domain-containing protein. The record is from RefSeq and is a predicted model, not a curated record. Lineage: Eukaryota; Fungi; Ascomycota; Sordariomycetes; Hypocreales; Cordycipitaceae. Bases 1 to 588 code for a protein of 195 amino acids. The transcript has 2 exons.